Molecule: messenger RNA, 1380 nt
Organism: Spodoptera littoralis (African cotton leafworm)
Lineage: Eukaryota; Metazoa; Arthropoda; Insecta; Lepidoptera; Noctuidae
Source: the annotation of a GenBank genome assembly
AUGCAUAAAAUACUAGAGUUUCAAGCUGUUGUACUGGCUGCGGGCAGAGGAUCCAGGCUGCCUGAUGUCGGUGGUUCUGUUUCUAAGUGUUUGUUACCUGUGGGACCGUACCCUGUCGUGUGGUACUCAUUAAACUUAUUGGAGAAAAUUGGAUUUCAAGAAACAUUGGUAGUUGUACUCGACGAAGACAAGUCAAACAUUCUGAAUGCCUUAGAAAAAUGUCCUCUAAAAAUUAAAUACGAAUUAAUAGUUAUCCCAUCAGAUGAGGAUUGGGGCACAGCUAACUCACUGAAGCACAUCAGUAGUAGAAUAACCACAGACCUAUUGGUGAUCUCUGGAGAUCUUAUAACUAAUAUUAAUCUAAAUGAAGUGUUGAAUGUUCAUAGAAAAUAUGACGCAGCUCUUACAACCCUAUUCUUUAACAAUGGCCCGGAAGAAUGGAUUGAGCUCCCCGGACCUAAAACUAAAGCUAAACCAGACAGAGAUCUAGUGUGCAUUGAUAAGGAAACACAAAGACUUGUGUUCUUAGCCAGUGCUAGUGACUUUGAAGAGAAUAUUACAAUACCCAGAAUGUUAUUGAAGAAAUUUGAUUCAAUAAGUAUGUAUAGCCGACUUCUGGAUGCUCAUGUGUAUGUAAUGAAGCACUGGGUGAUCAACUACCUUGUGGAGUCGGACAGAUUCACAUCAAUCAAAGGGGAACUUAUUCCACACAUAGUCAAGAAGCAACUGUCCAAGCCUAAAAACCCUUUGGAAAAGAAAGGAACUUCAGAGAAAAAUGUUGAAAUCACUAAAGAUAUAUUUGAUUAUGCUGUUGAGAAUGGUUAUGAGAGCAAGAUUAGAGAGAUGACAGCAUACAAUGACCAUAGACUAGGCAGUAAGGGUGUAUUCUACAAUGACUUGCUACGCUGCUAUGCUCAUAUACCAGACAAGGACACAUUUGGUAUAAGAGUAAAUACAUUGUCAUCGUUUUAUCUGUCUAAUAACAAGAUCUUGUCUAAGUGGGAAGAGCUGACAGGUACUCCAUUAACGGAAAGAUUCCACCCAGAUAGUGAUGUGAAAACAAAACAAAUAGAUGAAACCAGUACAGUCGGUGAGAAAAGUCUUGUCAGCGAGAAGACAUCUAUCAAGAACACAUUCAUCGGUGCCAACUGUACUAUUGAAAACAAAGUUAGAUUGGCUAACUGUAUAUUGAUGAACAAUGUUACUAUUAAAGAAGGUUGUGUUCUACAAGACUGCGUAGUGUACACUGGGGCGACGGUGGACACUGGUUGCAACCUACAGUACUGUCUGGUGGGCCCACAUCAUGACGUCGCAGCCUCGACUACCAGCAACCAUCAACUACACGCCGAGACCACUGACAAUAUGAUCACACUCGGCUAA